GUCGGCGUAUGCCCCGUAAAACAUUGAAAAUUCUGCAGAAUGAAUAAUUUGGGCGUAUGCAUAACGUAAUUGAACGUAUACAUAUCGUAUGUCUAACCUAUUAGUAACCUAUCACUAACUUAUGACAGUGUAUGACAGCGAAUCACAGCGUAUGGUCAGGUCAUGUCUAGCAUUCUCGACCUACUAUGCCCAACGUAUGAGUAGCUUAUGAGAAAACUAUGCGCAGCGCUCGGCGUGUUGCCGAAGAUCAUGUGACGUUCUGCAUAAAUAUGGCGCCGAUUUCUACAGUACCGCAUUUAUACAGUAGUCGGCGAGCUAUCAACAUCAAAAUGGCACCCAAGAAAUCGCAAAAGACAGCAACCAAGAAGUCUGUCAGUAGCCGAGGUAGAGGCAAGAAGAACCCAUCUAUGCCAUCAUCCUCACCUUCAUCCUCACCGCCAUCGUCUAAAGCAGCCGAUUCACUUCCUCAUGAUAUCCCUGCUGUGCCCCAUACCGGCCGCUCGCAAUCACCAUGCUCUCCAUCUCGUCCUUCCGAUGAUGGUUUCCGUGCCUCCCGUGCCUCUUCUGUUGACUCAGUUGCUGCAUCUGUUGCCUGAAGCUCUUUGCUCCCUGUCAGUAAAGAUGAGGAGCUCAUGCUUGAAUUCCUCCAAGACAAUCCUGUCCUCUGGAACAUGAAGUUGACGAACUACAGGAGGACUGACAAGACAAACAAGAUAUGGGAUGACCAGGCACAGCAGAUGGGCAAGAACUCCUCAGGGGAUGGUUUAAGUCACUCAGAGACAACCACACACGCCUUGACAGGAAGAAGAGUGGAGAUGGUGCCCCUGAGCUCACUGAGAGGGAAGAGUGGAUCAUGGCAAAGUUUGGAUUCCUGAAAACCGUCAUCCGACACCGUCCUGAGCCUUGCAAAAGUGUGAAGGCCACUAUUGACUCACUUGUCGGAGACCUAGGUGCUGCUGAGGCUGCCUGUGCCGAGCGGCAAAUUGGUCCAAAGGAGGCUGACAUCAUCCAUACCAUCCCUUCAGCCUCACGGCGCAAGCGGGAUGACAACGGCGCUGUCCUGGAAUCCCUCCAGAAGAGAGUGCAGGAGUCUGGUGAGAUCCUCAAAGGCCUCAGCGAUGCACACCAGCAGCCACCUACGUCCGUGAAAGCUUGAUCAGCAUGUCCAAGCCCAAGUUCAGGAAGCCAAGAUCAGCUAUCAACAAGAUACUGUCGCGGUCGAUGGAGGAGGACAGUGAUGAUGACAUCCCAAGUUUCAUGGGAGGCCCCGCCAUGCCUGAACCACUACCUCACAGCUCGACACCAUCCUCGUAUUCUGUCUCAUCACCAUCCUGAGAUGUAUCAACCACCUCCCCCACAUGUGGAGACACAAGGCACCACCUGCUUCAGUCUGGGGUUCACAGACACAUGAACACAUGCAGCAAACAAUGCAGUAUCAGCAGCGUUUUGCUCCGAAAAUGAUGCCCCCUCCUCCCUCUACCUGCAAACCAGCAGCAGCAACAAUAGCAUCAUCAGCACACUUCCACCUCGGUGUCUGCGGCUUUGGGAUCGGCUGACCAGAGCUCAACCCCCCUUCAAGACAGCCCUAACCUUUCGACCAUGUCCAACCUUUCUGGAUUGAGUGGAUUACUCGUGGUGUGGAGUUGGAGGAUGUGGAUAUGAAAACACCACCACCAGCAAAGAAAUAACCAUCAGUGACUGUACCGACUGUUGUGCCAUCCUAGAGAUGAGCAGUGACUGUGUUUUAUAUGAUGUUCCAUUAUUACCCUCAUUACCAUGAUUAUCAUAUGCCAAUCUUAUUGAUCAGUUGAUCAUUUCAAUAAAAGUUUAAUAAGUUCUAAGUUUCAAGUUUUAUUUAUCUUUCUUUCA
Strongylocentrotus purpuratus (purple sea urchin) is the source of this 1869-nucleotide messenger RNA. RefSeq lists its product as uncharacterized. The record is from RefSeq and is a predicted model, not a curated record. The transcript has 2 exons. The coding region runs from base 854 to 1156 and encodes 100 amino acids. Lineage: Eukaryota; Metazoa; Echinodermata; Echinoidea; Camarodonta; Strongylocentrotidae.